Trypanosoma brucei brucei TREU927 is the source of this 372-nucleotide messenger RNA. RefSeq lists its product as hypothetical. The transcript has a single exon. The coding region runs from base 1 to 372 and encodes 123 amino acids. NCBI's taxonomy places the organism in Eukaryota, Euglenozoa, Kinetoplastea, Trypanosomatida, Trypanosomatidae. The record is from RefSeq and is a predicted model, not a curated record.
AUGAGCGGGGACGGCGUUGGAGUUUACGGCUCGAAACGGGAUGGGGCAACAGGUGGCGUUGCUAAAACUAAAAGUACCGAACAAAUGAUGCGAGAGGCGAAUGAGAAUUUGUUGCGUGCGUUGCGGACAAACACCUCCACGAACGAGGCCGGAUAUGCCACCAUGCAAGAGCUAAGUAGGCAAAAGGAAACAAUUACAAACUCUGUGGAACACGUGGGGGAAACGCGAGGAGAACUGCGCGAAGCGCGUAGGAUUAUUCGAGAUAUUCGCCUGCGUGUGUACAAGGAGUGGGUUAUCAAGGGUCUUGUCUUAACUUUGCUCUUCGUAUUGGACGUAUACCUCUUCUACAGGAAGUUUCUGGGGAAAGUUUAG